Messenger RNA from Cladocopium goreaui, 1424 nucleotides. NCBI's taxonomy places the organism in Eukaryota, Dinophyceae, Suessiales, Symbiodiniaceae. The record is from the annotation of a GenBank genome assembly.
AAAUGCCAAUGGCUGCCAUGGAGCUACCAACUGGGAGGGAUCCAGGCUGCGAGCCGACAUCCAAACGCCCACGUGCAGGUUUGUCCCCGGGCUGUCUUCGUGAUGAGGUGAAGAGGUUGGUGGCUGAGGGUCAGCUGGACGCUGCCGCGCAGCUUUGCGAGGCUCAGCCGGAGGAGUGGUCCGAGCGUUGGCUUCUGCGCGGAUUCGUGCAUGACGUUUGUCACGAGCAUGAGGCGGUGUCUCUAUGCAUGCACCGUGCCCUGCAACUGGAUCCCGGCCGCGCAGACGCCUGGCUCUUUCUGGCCGAGACCUCCUACCGCGCUGGUGACUUCGAGACGACAUUCCUGGCCUUUGAUCGAGUGCAAACGUUGCAGCCGGAGGGGCAGGCGGCAGAACAAGCACGGACGGAUCAAUCGCUGUUGGCCCGCAACCUACGCUGCGUUUUAGCGCCGCAGAACGUGUGGAGCCUGGAGGUUGCAAAGUGUUUCCUUCAGGAGGAGAUUACCCGAGUUCAUCCCACUACUAAACCCCGGGUUUUCGAUCAAGUCUUCAACUCCGAGCUUUUGGACCUCCUUCGUCGCAGUGUGGAUGAUCUUUGCACCUGGCGUACCAAAAGCCCGCGGAAGUUGUGCACCUUUUGGCUUCCGCGCAAUGUGAGGCCUAAGACAGCUGCAGAGGUGGCUGGCCGGCUCUUGCUGCAACUGCUGGGGGAGGACCCGGAGGACUACGAAGGCAUCGAAUGGUGGUGCCGGAAUCAAUGCGCUCGCAUGGGCGCCCACUUUCACUACGACACGGCAAUCUCGGGCUGUGUGUCAGAGGGCACUGCGGUUGCGCUGCACCUGCAGCGUCCCAGUUGGUCUAGCGUGCUCUACUUAGGGGACAUUGGUGGUCCAACCAUGGUUCUAGACCAGGUCGCGGCUGAUGGCUGCGACGUUCCUUCGGUGCCUCCCAGGGCUUACCUCUGCACUUCCGCGGCCAAUCGAUGGUUGGCCUUCCCUGGCGAUUUGAAGCAUGGGGCUGUAUCGUUUGGACUAAAGGAGCCCCAGCCCAACCAGCCACGGAACGUGAUUCUCUACAACUAUUGGAAGCGCGGUCUGCGGCCAGCCCUUCCUAGUUGUGGGGAGCCCACUUUCGAGGACUACUUGCCAGUUAGCAGCACUUCGCCGGCAUCCCGCCACUUGUUAGCGCCGCAGACGGUGGAAGACUUGCUGCAGAGCGGCCUUUGGAAAGCCAAAGAGCUUUCUUCGCAGUUGCUGCAAACCAGCGAGGAAAUGUCACAGUCGGUUCUGGUGGAAGGAAUCCCUUUCGGCUUGCCCUUACCUCCGCAAAGGGUGCUAUCCGCCAGGGAAGGAUCUGGUUUCCUGACGUUGGAUUGGAUAAUGGCCUCGAAUCAGUUUCUUAAAGAAUAUUCUAAUAUAUUAUAA